GUUGUCAUGGUACUUAUUUCCCGCGAUACAACAUGGCUGAUAAACAACUUAAAUAGAUUAGUUACUUUAAUUAAAAAAUGCCGAUAGAAACGCAUAAAGACGUUUCGGGAGUAAGAGUUAUUCCGCCAGUAUUACAAUUUAAGGAAUCAGUAAUUGGAACAGUUCAUCAACUAUCAAUUUCUGUGCUUAAUAUAAGUAAAGUUAGCCGAUCUAUCAGAUAUUAUGGGCCAAAUCAAAAGAUAUUUGAAAUGGAGGCUGAAAGUCCCCAAAAGCCUGUUGCCCCUGGGUUAGAUGUUAAAGCUACAGUAAUAUAUUGUCCUACAGCCGAAAAGGUAGACUCUGAUAGGUUGGUAAUAACUGUUGAUGGAGAUGUUAUCGAGGUCCCAAUAUUUGGUUAUCCAUCACUUCCCGCUCUAAGUGCAGAGAAUCUUGUAGAUUUUGGCAAUGUUGUUAACAACGGUAAAAUAGUUGUACAACACAUUUACAUACGAAACGAAGGAACGAAAGCUGGAGAAUUUUUCAUUGAAUACAAUGGAGAUAAGCCUAUUACAUUUGUGCCAAAUCGUGGGAAAGUAGCAGAACGAACGGAAUUGCCAGUAAGGGUUGAAUAUGUUGCUAAACAUGCUGCUAAAAUCGAUGAAGUUGCGAGCGUCUUUCUUGAAUUACAAGAGCCUUUCGAUUUAAAUGUUAAAGGCGAAGUUGUUGAAGGAAGAGUUGAACUAUUAGAUUACAGUACGCAAUCUUCAAUUGACUGCGUUCGCUUCGGCUAUGCAUACUAUGGAACAGAUUGUACCCAACCGACUGUCCUUUUUAAUAAUUCUCCCGAACCAAUAGCUUUUGUUGUUGUACUAGAUGAAGAUAGCGUUGGUCAAGAGAGUGGGAAAGACCUAGUCGCUAAUGCCGGUAAUACGAGAUUAAAAGCAGAAUUAGGAGGGGAGAUGAAUGACCUUACAUCUCUAGUUACGACAUUUCCUAAUUGGGGAACCUUACAACCUUACGAACGUCUGCCAAUGUUCUUUCGUUUCUCUCCUCGAUGGAAUUUAGCAAAACAAGGCUUUAUCACUACGAAAAAGUCACCGCCAAAGCAAGAUUUUUCAUUAUUUAUGAAGAUUCAAGUAAUUGGAGCGAGCGGUGGCUUUGACGAAAUGAGUAUUCGUAAUAAAGCGGCUCUGGGGGGCAAACAAAGUAAGGAAGUAGCAAUUACUGGUUCAGCUCUACCAGUUCAAAUUAACGUCUCUCCAAAGAAUGAAUUCGAUUUUGGUAAAGUAUCAAACGGUCAAAUGAGAGAAAUAGCAGCUAAAGUUACAAACAAAAGUCCAACUUUACCAGUAAAUUUUCAAUUUAGAAGAGUGGCCCAUUUUGUCGUCGAUCCAAAUAAUGCAACAAUUAAACCAGGUGAAACAAUGGAUACCAUAUAUAAAUUUGAACCAAAACAAAUUGGUUCGUUUGAGGUUAUUCAAUACGUUGACGUUUUGGGAAUGGUCUCGGAUAAUAGGAACGCUUUUAAAAUGUUACAGAAAGUUAUUGAAAGCGUGCCCAUCUACUUUAGGGGUAUUUGUGAAUCAACAACAAACAAAAUUCAGCCUAAGUAUAAUCCCGGUAUUACCCCUAAAUUAACCCACGAAGUAGGAUUGAACUCGGAAACAGCUUUAAACGAAAUUAGAACGGGACCAAGAGCUGCUGUGUUAAAAUCUGCUCCGCCAGGUCCAACAAGCGAAAAAGCAUUAGUAGCAUUCCCUAAUGACAGAGCGGCUAGCUUAAGACCAACUGAGAGAAAAGCCACAUAUCAUACAGUAUUUAAAGGAAGGGAAAGGUAUAAUUACGUGGAUCCGGACUAUACUUUUACGGAUAAUGAAGCUGAAGCUAUUAAACAGCAUAAGCAACAUUAUAAAAAUCUAAUAGACGAGCAUAGAAGGCAUAGAUUUAACAAGAUAAUGACAAAGGAUUACCUCAAAUAUAAUAAUCCUAUUGACAAUCAUUUGGAGCCUGCUAUAGGCCUUAAACCGAAAAAACUAAAGAUAACUGAUGUAAAGCCAGACCCUAGACCACCAACACCCCCCAAUACACACUGGAAAUUACUGUCAAGUAAAGAUUUAGCCAAAUUGCAACAAAAAUCUAGCAAGAAUGUUGUCGAUGGCUUAAAUGCUAUCCCUACAACUGCGAAGGAAAAGUUGGAAUGCUCUCAGAUACUUUCGCCGGCAGAACUUCAUCAGGUUAUCAUUGGACCACCAGAAGUUAACUUUGGCGAUGUCUGUAUGAAAUCACAAAGUCAGAUGGAAGUUAAUAUCAUCAAUAAUUUGGAACAAUUCGUUCAUAUAUCGUUCAAUCUUGAUUGCCAAGAAUUGCAACAAUCGAGCCCUCUUUCUCAGGUUAUACCGGCUAGAAGUAAGGCUAUUCUUCCUCUUAUCCUGGAAUGUCAGCAUGACGGAAAAUUUCAAAGAUCUAUCGAAUAUACAGUUAACAGAUGCUAUAAAUCCCAUAUUACAGUAUUUGCUAAUGUAGUACCUGUUGCAUUGGAACUAUCUACGGAUCAUCUUAUAGUUAAUCCAACCCCUGGAUUACCUCCUGAUGCCGGCUUCAGGGAAGUUAUAACUUUAAUAAAUCGCUUGAACCAAACGGCCGAGUUUACUUGGAAUCCUGUAUUAAAGGGAAAAGGAACUGCUUUCUCAAUUCGUCCUGCAAUUGGCACAGUCCCUCCAAAGUCUAAUUUAGAUUGCGAAGUUGUUUUUCACCCUUCUUAUCUAGCACCACUUGACGCUGAAUUUUCCUUAACGGUGCACGGAGGCGUUUCUUCUACCUUUACUUGCCAAGCAAAAUUAGGUCAAGCUCAUGUUCAAUUUGUGGAUCGAAGAUUACAAUUCGGUGCUUUACCGAUUAAUUUGAGUACAACAAAGACUGCAUUACUGCAGAAUUUGGGGCAAUAUCACGCCUUUUUUGAAGUUUUAAAGCCAAAUCCUUUACCAGGUAUAACUGUUUCUCCUCAGAUAGGCGUUGUUCCAGUUGGUGGUUAUGCAGAAUUGGAUAUUAACGUUUGUUCAGCAGUAGCAAUGAAAUUUGAUGACAAAGUUGACGUAGCCAUUCGUGGAGUUAAACCUACUGAUGUUCGCAUAGGAGGUUAUAUAGAAUCUCCCCAGAUCAGCGUAAACUUAAGCCGUUUUCAAUUUGGAGGAGUCUACUGUGGAUCGAAAUAUGCCAGAGAAUUUUUAAUUACCAACAAGGGAAAGUCAAGAGCUCAGCUACAAUUUGACUUAGUUCGGUACAAGGACUUUUCACUUGUGUUCCCCGAUCAUACUUCACCCGAGGAUGUAACAUUCGCACUAAAUGAACCGGGAAAGUUCUCACUUACUCUGGAAAUGGGUGAAGAAGCUACUGGCCAAUUAAUUUUCCAACCGACGGAAGUAGCUUCCUACGACUUUUUAUUAAAAGUUUAUGCAAACGAUUGCGAAAUGAUGCCUCCUUUACCUACUCCCCUGCCGGAACCUCUUGACGAAAAGAUGUCGAGUUCAUCUAUGCAACGUUAUAGAAGAAACCACGCCGAAAUUGUUAUAACCCCUUCAAGAAAGGUUACUGCUACAGCCCUAAGGCAACCACUCCUUCUAUCGACCAACAUUGUUGAAUUUACAGUAACACCAACAUAUCACGAAAUGUCUCAAAGUACUGGAAUAUGUAAGAAUUCCGGUACAAUGUUUAAGAAUGAGACGGAUAAAAAGCUAAAAUGGUGUGUUGAUACAUCAAAGGGUAAUAAGACUUUGGAAAGAGGGAUUUUCAAAUUUAUUCACGAAUCAGGCAUGCCUUACAUGAGUCAAACUGGAGAAGGAGGUGUUGAAGGUUAUCUUAAUCCGGGCGAAAGUCAUGCAUUGGGUGUCGUUUUUUGUCCGGAUAAGCCUGGGCACUUUGAAGUGAUGGUGCCUCUAUUAUUGAACGAUGAUCAUGAGAAACCUUAUCAAUGGAUUCAAUUAGUUGGAGAGUUAAAAGCUCCCAGGAUGUGGUUUGACCCUCCUUCUAUUGUUCUAACCCCUUUACCUUUGGACAUGAGUGUUACCUCUGAAUUUACGGUAAUCGCCGCCCACUAUAAAGUUGCCAACGAUGCUCGGGUUCAAUUACCCAUCGUUUAUUGUGAUGACGGCUCAGAAGCGAAGCCUCUUAAGAUUGAAAUAUUAGAAGGAAAUAGAAUUGAAGCCUGCAGUGGGGAAGAUGGUCAGCCCGACAGCGUCUCCUUGCCGUGUAAAUUAACGUUUCAAUGUUCGAAGCCAGUUUCAUUUUGUUCUCCUAUUAUCUUUAUUGAUGGUCAUGGCAACAAAUUUGAAUUACCUGUCACUGCUACAGCUGAUAACUGUCUAUUGAGUAACUAUCCUUAUCUAGCUCAACAUAGACUCGACCAUCAAAUUGUUUGCAUGAAAGGCCACCGUCUUAGGGGUCAACAAACUAUAGUGUCCUCGGCCACUUCCUCAAGCCUUGGUGAGGCUGUAUUAGUAGCUGUUGGAGAGGAAGGAAGAAGUGGUUCAAGGCCUAGUACAACUGCGACGUCUAAUUCAAAUUUUGAAGUUAGCAAUAGUUCCUACGAGGACAGCGAAACAAAUAGUUCUCCAACAGAAUCAUCAAUUUCCUCUGUACGAGAGGGAGCCUUGAACAAAGCGGCAUCAAGGCCUCCAGCCGACGUUAGCUGCGUAAGCGAGGCAGAAAAGAGAGCGGCUCAACAAUCUCGUUCUUUGGGUUCGGCAGUUUUUCCAGAUGAAAAUACAGAGGAGGGUUACUUUCAUAUUGAAGUAUUAACAGCAGUUCAGCGUUGGUUCUCUACACAAGGCUGGCCUAAUGGACCUUAUCCUAUAAGUGUACCAUACACUUUGAGAGAUUCCCUGUCUAGACGCCCAAGAGAUCCAUUACCCAUGCACAUGGCUGGAAAAGUUGAAACGUGCGGAAAGAACGCCGCAAAACAGCAUGGAUCUACUAAUAAAAAGGAAAUGGCAACAAUCUACGAUAUGAUUUCUUACCUUGCUGGUAGGCAACUGCCUGGAAUAGCAACUAAUAGUUCACUUCCUGAGGAUCCGGUAGAAAGAGCUAAGCAAGUCCAUUGGCAACAUUCCAGCUUACUCACUUUUGCGAAGGAACAAGGUGCCAAAGUAGCCGCUAUCAAACCAGAGUAUUUAAUGUCACCAAGAGACUAUCGAGUUUGGGAAGCUUUACAGCAAAGGGUUGAGGCAAUUGUUCGCAAAUCGGAGGGAGAGUGGCCACUUAAACCUCCCGGUAAAAAUUCGCGUACUCUUGAAGAAGACGCUAUGGAAGAACAAAUAUUUGAAGCAGUCAGUAAAAGGGCGUGGGUAGACCUUUUAUUACAGUUAUUAAAGUGUCUUGUUCUGGCAAAAGUAACGCCUAAAAGCCUGAAAAAGCAAGUCCAACACUCAAAUAUUGAUCAAUUACCUAAUUUAGAUGCCAAUCCCAAUUGUUCAAAUAUAUAUAAUCUUUCUGAAAGGACUCUAUUGCUUUGGCUAAAUCAUCAUUAUGAACAGCAAAGGGAGAGGAUAUGGUCGAAUGCACCUAAAGGAGGAGUCCCACCGGCUCGUUGGAUUGUAAAUUUUGAUCUUGAUCUAUUAGAUGGCCUUGUUUUAGGAGCUGUUAUUGCUACUUAUGCACCAUGGACUAUAGAUCUAUACAUGAAGGAAAUGUAUACCAGACCCGGAACAGCAGAACAAUGCUUGCACAAUGCCUUAAGAUUAGUCCACGCAAUCCGUUCCAUAGGAAUAGAUUAUGAUAUUCACGCUAUUGACAUAACAGAUCCAAAUCCCGUAAUGAUGCUUUUACUUGUCAUUCAGCUUUAUACAACACUACCAACAUAUAUGGCAAGAAGUACCAUAACCCUAUCCGCCACCCUUGGUAAGCCUAUACUAAAACAAAUCAAAAUAUCGAAUCCAUCCAACAAACAAUUAGUCUAUAAUGCUAUUCUUGCUGGUUCGAACGCUAGAGAUUUCUCUUUAGUGAAAGGUCACCAUAUAUCGGUUUCUUCGAAAUCUAGUACAGGCAUAAAUAUACAACUGACAGCAAGCCACAUACGAUCUGGUUCAGCUGUUCUCAUUCUUGCCCCAAAGCGAGCAGCACCUUUAUUUGGCUCAACGCUUGUUUUCGAACUAAAAUCCGAUAUAGAAUGUGCACCUCCGUUGAAUGUCAUCAAGGCGACUACGCCUUGUUAUGUUAUGGCAAGGAUUCCUGUUGUCGUUAAGAAUAUAUUCGAUAGAAAGGGAACAUUUAACGUUGUUCUCGUUCAAAAUUGCUACUUAUCGGGAAACAAGGAAGAGGUUGCUGGUCGAAAAGUAAAGGAGAUGAUAGAUGCACUACUAGAUGAUGGAAUAUCGCCUAAAACAAUGAGUGCACCAUUUGUCGAGGGAGUUAGAAUGAUAGAUAAGAAAGCAUUCCAUUGCGACAUAACGACAGUUGAAUUAGAUCCAAUGUCAGAAGAGAGUAUUAUAGUUAAGUUCCUACCUAUACAACCUGGUAAAUAUUGCUGUUCGCUUGUUAUAUCUGAUAAGCAAGUAGGUGACGCCGUAUUUGAAGUUUCUGCAAUUGCCGACUACCCAAAGCCAUCAGAGAUUAUAUCGGAUGAUUCAGAAAAAGAUAGAGCAUCUAUUGAAUUAAGAAAUAAUGAAAAUUCUGUAACUUGGGAAGGGAAUAAAGACUUAGAGAAUACUGUUUUUUGGCAAUGCGUCGUUGGUAAUCAACUUAAACAGAAGGUCUUGUUAUCCUUAUCCAAUUCUGCAAGAGAAAGAGCCCUUCAGAUCCGUAAGCAGCAAAACAUGAGUGAUAAAGAAUUGAUAAGGAGAAGAGCAGCUGGAACAUUAACAAGCUCUGCUAUUGAUGGAGAUUUAAAGAAAGGAGACGCUGCUGAACAUUCAACGAAACGCGAAAAAAUAAUAUUUAAAUGCGAAUGCGAAUCUUCCGAAUUUACUGUUCCUUCUAAGGUAAUUGUAUUACAAGGGGAUCAACAUAUGCCAGCUCGAAAAGAUAAAGAAGCAGCGUACGUAAAUUUAAACGCCCAUGGACAGUUUUCUGUUCCAGUAAAGUUCUUUACUGAAGAGGCCGGUCAUUAUUCAGCGAAUAUUAAGUUAAGGAGAGGCGAAGAUGAUAUAAGGGUAGUCAAAGUUGAGUGCACAGCAGUAGUUAGUGACUCGGAGACUUCAAUUGAAUUUGACGGCCCAGUAAAUGAGGCUAUUAUUCAGAAAAUACCCGUCUCCAAUAUGACCUCAUCAGAUUGGCGAAUGAACGCAACCAUAGAAGGUGAUGGCUGGUCUGGUCCUCCUCAACUCUUAGUUCCCGUUGGAUCGACUGUAAAUUACCCAUUAACCUUCCGUCCUCAAUUUGAAGGCCAGGUUGAAGGCCGUUUGAUAUUAGAAACUGAACAUGUCGAACAAAAGUUCUCGUUAAUUGGGAAGGGCCAGAAAUCUUUACCUCUGGACGUGAUCAAAUUAACAGCUGAAGCAAAGCAACGUCUUACUUACUAUGUGGACGUGCCCAAUAAGACCAAAAGAAAGCUAGACUUUUCGGUACAAUGUGAUGUAGAAGGCGUUAGCGGUUCGUCCUGUUUGGUCGUUCUUCCUGGACAAACUGAAAGAUACGAGAUGAAUGCGAUGCCUUUAAAGAGAGGCAAUUACAAAGGUGUACUAUCCUUCAUUGCCACAUCAAGUCCUAUUAAGGACGUCGAUAGUGACGAUGAAGAGGAAAAAGAAAUUAAAGCGGCAGAUCAAAAGUGCUACAGAGUGUGGUUUGUACUGCAAUUGGACGUUUUACCUCCUCCAUUCGAGGACAAAUUGUCGAUAAAAUGUGUUUGCCAAAAGAAAGCCGUUGUUGAGGUGCUUGUAACUAAUCCACUAGAAAUCCCAAUCAAACUCGAAGCCACAGUCCAAGGAUCGGGCCUUUCUGGACCUAAAUAUAUUCUAUUACCACCAGCCUCUAAAGCUACUUACGAACUCCUUUACUUUCCCGCGAGUGUCGGGAAAUUUGAAGGUGAAUUAGUUUUCUAUCAUCAGAGCGUUGGGGAAUUCUGGUAUUGUCUAGAAUUAGAAUCGGAGCCAUUAGAACCACAACAAUUGGACAUCUUAGAAUGCGAAUUAGGAGCGUGGACCAAAACGUCAAUAACGUUAGACAAUCCUACUUCUGAAACUCUUGUAUUGGAACCACACAUUUCCAAUCCAAACAAUUAUGUAUUAGAUAUAUCUAAAGUUCCACUAAUCAUUGGGCCUAGAAGCAAUACGGAAAUACCCGUUAUAUUUAUGCCAUCAUCCCUUGGAUCAGAGCAGCAUUGUUGUAAAAUAUCAUUUAGAUGUCCCCAGUUGGGGGAAUGGGUUUUCCUAGUUUCUGGAAUAGGCCUUCUACCUAAGCCAAAAGAUCCAAUUUGUGUUACAUCCCAACUAGGUCAUAAUCAGAGUGUUAUUAUACCGUUCCGUAAUUCUUUAGAUGUUGCCGUGAUUAUCGACGUAAUCAUUCGAGAUAAGGAUGAAGCAUCAGUACAAGGAGUGCAAGAUGAUGAAGGCCUAGCACCUGGCCCACCUUCUCCGUUUACAGUAUUAUUAAAGGAAAAUUCCGGAAUUCGCCUAGCACCCAGGGCAACCCUGGAUAUUCCAGUUAUUUACACACCAGACAUUAUGAUUUCUAGCCAGGCUAUGGUUACUAUCAGUGUAAGAAAGGAAAGUGGAGAAUCAUGGAAAUUUAAACCUAUGGAAGUAACAGACAAAAAUGCAGGUUAUGCUGCUCAUUUAAAGAGAUCAGAAAGCGGAAGCUUAAGAGAAUUACAAUGGACAUAUCCGGUCCACGGUUUCCCGGAGGCCAGAUCACAACCAAAUGCCCCUCCGGCAUUGAUCCAAUGUCAGUCUCGAUGUGCUUGCGAAGAGCGCUUAGAAUUAAAAUUAGCCGGAGUAGUUCCGGGAGCCGAAGGUCCAAUUGCACAAGUUAGAUCAAUAACUCCCAUUAAAUCAGCUUCCGCCUCUUCGUCUUCCUUAACCGGAGUUGUUUUAACAAAAUCUCUUGCUGUUGCCGAGGAGUUUGACCACACACUAGACUAUCCAAACGCGGAUGCUAAACAGGAUUGUGAACAAUCAGUUCGUUUAAGAUUAGUGAGGAAAGAGAGAGACCAGUCGACUGGUUUGGUUGUACUUUGUUUUAACGUGUUAUUUUCCCCAAAUAAGCCUAUGAACCACGAAAUAACUUUGAUUAUACAAGCGGCAACUGGAGGUAUAUGGAAGUUUGCUCUAAAGAUUUUGGCCUCUGAGCCGGAACCAGACGACAUUAUCGAGAUGGAAACGGCCGGUUUGGGAACAAAAUCGGGCGUUAUUAUUAAAUUGACUAGCCAAGAGGUUCAAUCAGCUGCUUUUCAUGCGUUUUUUACAGAGGAUAGUGAUCCGGCUUUUUCGGUUUAUCCAACUUCCGGGGAAUUACCACCCAGCGAUUCUGACGGUUUACCAUUACACAUCUGCUUUCAACCAACAAUCUACGGAAAAAAUUAUGGUGGUAAAUUAAUCGUACAAACGUCUAAAAUUCAAUGGUCCUACUAUGUAGUUGGUAAAUUACCAUCUUAUGAACCACCAACUGGACAAGCUACAAGGCCAAUUGCAGGACCUCAUUUAGACCCAAGAAAAAGAAGCUAUCCUGUAAAUUUAGUAAGGAGAAAUAUGAAAUUAACGACAACUGCCCCUUCAUCACCAGUAAAGGGAGCCAAAUUGGUUCCGAGACUAGGCGCCAACUGA
This is a messenger RNA of Dimorphilus gyrociliatus, 9728 nucleotides long. Lineage: Eukaryota; Metazoa; Annelida; Polychaeta; Dinophilidae. The record is from the annotation of a GenBank genome assembly.